This is a messenger RNA of Suillus plorans, 1035 nucleotides long. RefSeq lists its product as uncharacterized. Lineage: Eukaryota; Fungi; Basidiomycota; Agaricomycetes; Boletales; Suillaceae. The transcript is spliced from 10 exons. The record is from RefSeq and is a predicted model, not a curated record. Bases 1 to 1035 code for a protein of 344 amino acids.
AUGAACCACCUUUUGUUGGAGAAAGAUUCGUCCUCUGAAGAAGAUAUUCAUACUUCCUUCAAUUGCCAUAUUGUCAGUAUGGAUGAGAUGGGUGAUGAUGCAGAUAAGGAGAUGGACCAUGUUCAUGAUAGCUGCACUGAAGAUAAUGUCAGAGAUGUAGACCAUGCAAACAACUCUGUCAUCUCUUCUUUGAAUGUUCAAAUGUGGGUCACUAGCAGCUUAUCAUAUCUCAAAGUACCAGAAGGUGUAGAACUGGGUGGAGGCUCUAUGGAAGAGAUUGUACUCAAGAGUCUAAUGCUCACUUUUGCCAGGAACUUUUCUCUUCCUGCUAGAGAUAUGGGGGCCUGGGCUGUUUGCAUCCCAGCCAUAAUAGAACAGUGGCUUGUCAUUGACAUGAAUGAAUGUCAUGUUGGGAUCAAGCGCUUUGAGGUGACUGUCAUCAAAACCUCUUUUGGCCAUUUUCACAGAAACAAUAUGACUUUCCCUGCGAGGACAGACAGGAGGGAGAAUGCAGUAUGGACUGAACGAGAGCGAGCGAAAGCAGAGGCAGGGGAAGUAGUUCAGGACCUCCACGACUUAAGUGACAAGAUGUAUACCUACGCAUACCAAUGUGUAUUCUUUAAGGAAUUUGAACUAACAAAUGGUGAUUUCAGCGGUGCCCUUCACCUCCACAAUUCAGAUGGCAGCCUUAUGGCCUUUGUCUGUCCCUUGUUGCCCAAGGCCAUUUGCUGUGGCCUCACCAGCAGCUUGUUAGCUUGCUUUGAUGGAGAACCGGUUUUGCGAGUGUGCAGCUAUCAAAAAGACUCUCAAGAUCAAGAUGUAGAUAAGCUGCCACAAGGGAAGCAUGGUGCCGAUGUCAGUUUGGAGAAGCUGGCAGAGAAGGUCCUUAGUCGUCCCUUCCAGUGCCUCUACUUCUCUCUCUGGAAUAGAUACUCUACUACUGUAGAUGAAGCACCCACACAUAUUCAUCCACAGAACAUGGCCAGAGUUGAUACACUGCUUUGGAGCAUCAACAGCUCUAUAGCAACAUCCUGA